AUGGACUCUGAUCUGAGCCUCUCCAGCCGGCUCCCGCCCAACAGGACGACGCGGUUCCGGUGGCAGGACGGCGCGGUGCUCGACAUCCGGGCCGACGUGGGCGCCCUCCGCGUGCUGCCCCUCGAGACCAUCCACGCCAUACUGCAGCAGCUGGACCUGGCCAGCCUGCACCGGCUGGAGAACGUGAGCCGGGGCAUGCGGCGCGCCGUCGCCAGUCUGCCGCAGCUGCAGGCCGUCGCUCAGUGCGCGCCCGACGCCGUGCGCGCCAUCUGGGCAGCGCGCGUCAGCCACCUCAUCGCAUGUGGAGACCUGUACACGCAGCUCUGCCGCCCGGCCUGCGUCUUCUGCAACUUCCGGCCGGGCGAGUACCUCUACCUGCUCGCGUGCCACCGCGUGUGUCGCAAAUGCCUGCUCGGGCAGUCGCGCUACAAGCCGCUGCGGCCGUCCGAGGCGCGCCGGGCGGGCCUGCGCGUGCACGAGGUCCGCCGCCUGCCGCGCCUGCGCGUGCCCAAGUACUCGCAGCGCGCGCGCGGGCUGCGCACUUCGGGCAAAAUCCGCCAGCGCAACACCACUGGCUGGCUGCUCCUGGACUUUGAAGCCGUUGUGCGCGAGAUAGGUCGGGUUCGGUACACAAAGCGCUGGACGGAGGCUGCAGUCGCCUCGCUGUUCCAGAGGCAGCCGUCAAGCGAGGUGCUUCCUUACAAGCCCGAGUAUGCCUACUCGGCGUCGGUGCUGCUCCCGUGGCUGGACCGCAGCACGCAAAACGUUGGCCGCCCGGAACUGUGCCGGGCGUGCCGGUUUGCCGCCCAGACAGCGCCGAGCGCGGCCCAAGUCACUCCGCAGCGGGCACCCUGCCAGUCGUGGUACCACUGCGGGACGCAGCAGGGUCUAAAGGACCACAUCGGCCGUCAUGGAGCGAUUAAGGAUGGUUUACAUGUUAAAGUUGCCGUCUGA
Cordyceps militaris CM01 is the source of this 954-nucleotide messenger RNA. Its product is annotated as Cyclin-like F-box. The transcript has a single exon. Bases 1 to 954 code for a protein of 317 amino acids. The record is from RefSeq and is a predicted model, not a curated record. NCBI's taxonomy places the organism in Eukaryota, Fungi, Ascomycota, Sordariomycetes, Hypocreales, Cordycipitaceae. Gene Ontology annotation, molecular function: protein binding.